This is a messenger RNA of Porites lobata, 6790 nucleotides long. Lineage: Eukaryota; Metazoa; Cnidaria; Anthozoa; Scleractinia; Poritidae. The record is from the annotation of a GenBank genome assembly.
AUGUGCAUUGUCGGCGGAGCUUCUACAACCUUUUGGAAUACUCUUAUAACUUCAUGGUAUCAACACAUCGUUACAGUUCUGUGUCUAGUCACCACAAACUCCGCAAUCAAAUUCGUGUUGCAUGAGAACCAUGUUGCUCAAGGACAACAGGGCCAAGCAAUUCCACUGAACUUAGCUCGAUACAAAAAGGCAGUGUACAGUGCACUGUGGGAGCAGGUAAUAUUGGUUAUUUGUUAUCUCCCAUAUAACAUAGCUAUAGCGUUAUCAUCUCAAAAAGAGAUGUCGUUAUCUACUUACCUUGCUAUUAUUUUUACUGGUACCACGGUUAGUUUAAACUCGUCAUUAAACCCGUUGCUGUACUGUUGGAAGAUCAGAGAAGUAAGGCAAGCUGUAAAAGAAGCACUAAGGAACUCUCCUGUUGAUCGAGUUAAUUUUCUGGGCUUUCCAGCUUUCUCUUGCCAGCUCUUAAUUCCUGCUUGAAUCCUUGUUGAUAUUAACUGUAAAUAUAUUGUACUGGACGCAUAUUUUAUGAAGGCAUGUCACCUGUUUUUUAGGGCCUAUUAGUCCGCGGGGCCAACGUAAACGAAACGCACAGCAAGAAUGCCUGGGACGUAAGCAAUUCAAGUUCUGCUGUACACGUGUUUGUUGAGUACAAGAUGUGGCAAGAUAGUUGUUUUAUAAACUACUGUGUGGGUAUUGACUACUCAAUACACAUCAAGACAUCAUCAACUGUUCUUUCGCAACUUCUACCUUUCCAAACUCCUGGAAAGCGUCUGAGGUCAUACCCCUACUGAAAGACGGAGAUCACGAGGAGCCAUCAAAUAAUCGCCCCCUUUCGAUGCUCGCUGUUGCUUCAAAGAUCUGCGAGAAGGUAGCACUCCAACAGUUCAGCAGUUAUUUACAACGUAACGGCCUCCUUAGUGAACAUAAAAGUGAUAAUCGUAAAUACCACUCUACAGAGACUCUUAAUAUUACGAUCAGCGACUUACAGAUGCUAUGGACAAUAAGAGACUGUCAGCCUUGAUACUAUUAGAUCUAUCAAAAGCUUUUGACAGUAUUAGCCAUACUAUAUUAUUACAGAAGCUGAGCCUUGUUACCGCCGACAAAACCACGAAAUGGUUUGAGAGUUACCUGACUGACAGAACUCAGGUGGUCCGUAUUGGCACAUCUACAUCUACACCCCUCCCUAUCACCCAUGGCGUACCACAGGGCGCCAUACUGUCACCACUUUUGUUUUGUAUUUAUAUCAGUGAUCGUCCUCUCGCUCCACAAGUAUGCAAUCUCGAGUCCUACGUAGACGACUCUAAGAUCUUCUUAUCCUUUCCAGUCAAGGAUGCCGAGUCUGCAGAACGUGUUCUUGAGGAAGAUUUAAGACGAGUGGCUGCCUGGUGCUGUAAAAAUCAACUACUAAUCAACCCUGAAAAGACCAAGUUCCUUAUGGUCGGAACACAACACCUACUGCGCAGGCUUCCGAGCGAAAUCUCCAUCUCUUUCUUGGGGAAAGAGAUCACACCUGUCUCCAGUGCCUAGGAUCUCGGAAUAGUUCUAGAAAACAACUUAACCUAUGACCAACACAUCCAUCAACUUACUUCAUCGUGUAUGAUCAAACUUUGUCAAAAUAAACAGGGUAAAGAACAGUUUUGAUAGGGAGACUCUGUGCACAAUCAUCUCCGCUCUAGUCCUAAGCAAAUUGUUCUAUUGCUCUACAGUUUGGUCAAACACAACUGCCACAAAUAUCAAGAAGCCUCAAGCUGUUCAGAAUUUCGCGUGCAGUUUCAUCACAAAAACAAAGAAAUUUGAGCACAUAACACCUGCGUUACGUGAGAUCAAAUGGCUACCAGUAAAUGAGCAUCUCCACUACAGAGACACUGUAAUGACGUUUAGGUGCAUGAAGGGCCUUCACCCCACAUAUUUGUGUGAGUCUCUCCGAAGACGCAAGUCUAUUCACUAUCACAACACUAGAAACAGAGAAUCCCUUGAUAUUCCUCCAAGCAAGACAAAGUCAGGACAGCGACGUUUCUUCCAUAGAGCAGUCAACAUUUGGAACAAUUUAGACAAAGACUUUAAAACAGGUCACAAAAGAAAAUUUGUCGCAUGUGUCACACAUUCGUUUUUGUUUACGAAAAAAUGUUUCCUUUUGGCGUGAAAGCAAAUCCACACGACCACAUUUAAAUGUUUUGUAAAAAAGGUCUACCAUCGUACUAUGUAAUAUGCCCGAAAGACCUAGCUUUAUUAUGAUAGGGGUACAAGAACUUUAUCGGUAAGUACUAACAGUUCUGAAUAAUGCUUAACCACUUGGAAAAACGACCGCGAAGUAAAGCCGGAUCUUGGUAGGUGUAGAUCAGGAUCAGUAAUGAGAAUAAAACGUAAAAGCAGAUGCAAACUGGCAGCCAAAAGAUACCGUAAAAUUCCGAAAAUAAGCCCCUCCAUAUAUAAGCCCCUCCAAAUAUAAGCUCCCGGACCGGUAACGCAAAAAACCCUCCGUUAAAUUGCCCCUUCAAAUAUACGCCCUCCGGGGACUUGUACUUGGAAAAUUGCACUCAAAUACAAAGUAAAACAAAGCAGAAACGGUGAAUUUCCUUCCAACUAUAAGGCUAGCCCAAUCGAUUUUGAAACGCAAAUUUUCCUCCGAAGUUAAGCCCCUCCGAAUAUAAGCCCCUCCAAAAAUAAGCCCCUCAAAAAGGGCCUUUGAAAAAUAUAAGCCCCGGGGAUUAUUUUCGGAAUUUUUACGGUAGGGUACUAUUUAGUUGCCCGAUAUUUUGGUUAGACAAUACUAUCCUUUGUCUGGGGCUGCAAAAAGCAAUAAUAAAUUGUUAUAAAUAAGCGGUUGAAAAAAAACAACAACGAACAGUCGAUAUUUAGCUUCCUCCAUGAAUUGAUGGAUUAGUACGACUAUCUUUUAUUUCAAGAUUUUCUGUAGCUCUGCCAUUGAUUUUCCCAUGUGUAAUUUGGUGGCUUCUCCUGGGCUUCCUCGCCAUGAGAGUUUAAAUAAUUAGAUUUUUUUUUUGCUUUGUACAACUUAUGGCAAACAAGACAAUAAACAAUAAACAAAAGAAAAGAAAAUCAAAAGUACGAAUAACAAGAAUCUGUGUGUCGAAAAUUUAUUUGCUGGGCUAAAAACGCAUAUUAACAUAAAAAGCAGUCAGCAGGUGUUUAAAAUGGUGAGGGCCGCUUUGUUAAAAGAAGACAAAUUGAGGUGAUAAUCAAAAUUAGUAGAAAAAUAUUGUUGCCAUAGUGAAUAUCUUUAUUUUAUACUCAAGCAUUAUUGAUAGUUAUGGGGUUUCGUUCACUUAAACGAAACGUGUGUCCUUAUAGAUACCGGUAUUUUGCUUUAGUAACGGAUGAGUUGGACAAUUAAAAAUACGAAUAAAAUAACAAGAAUCUAUGUGUGUCGUGAAUUUUUAUUUACUUGGCUAUAAAACAUAUAUUGUAUAGGAAAAUUCAUUACCUGACGAGGGAAUUCCAAGUUAAAUUGCACGCGAAAACCGAUAUCGCACGAAUCGCGAAGCGAUGAGUGCGAUAUCGGUUUUCAAGUGCAAUUUAACGUGGAAUUCUCGAGUCAGGUAAUGAAUUUUCCUUGAAUCGCAUAAUUGAAUAAAAAUCAGAAGAAAAAAAAAAGAAAACAGCAAUAAUAUUGUUUGUUUUUAUCCUGAGCGCGCGCUCCAGAAAGCCAUUUCAAAGUCAACUGUCAGAACUGUCAUUGCGUUAGCGAAUAGGAAGCAAGGUCAGUCGUACACGUUUGAACCUUCGACAACUUUUUUUGUACCUUGUGCUUGUUUUUACUUUGUUUUCAAACUUUUUUACAUGUAAACAAGCUUCACACUAAUCGUAAGGAUAAAUAGAGGUAUUUUACUGAAUUUAGAAGCCGUUUAUGUAGAACGUCUUUUUUCAAAUUGGUCAUUUGCUCGAGAAGGAAAAUAAUUUACACCUUUUACCUCUUCGGCGGCAAAACGGAAAGAAAUCAAGUGUCCAAGCAAAAGCACUGAAAGUUUAACAUGUUUAACGUCGCGAUUGACAUAAGGUAAGUACCUUGAAAUGUUUUAGAAAUGCUGUUCAAGUUCAGCUCUGUUUUGUACUUUUCUAAGUACCACGAUUCAGGACGAUUGCAAGCGGCGUACUCUUUUUCGUGUUUUCAGGGGCCAUGUCCUCUUUGAAGGUAUUUAUUUCUUCUUCUGUAUAUGGGACAAUCGACCCCGGCACUUCCUCCGUUGUCGUUUCUCCGUUUUGUUUGGUUGAACUUUGGAUUGCCAUUUUCUGGGCCGUGUUCACAGGAUUUUCUUGUUUUCUGGUUGUCGCGAGUGAAAGAGGUUUUAUGUCUCUUCGAGAAUCUGUAGUUCAGUUCAAAACAAGGAAGAACCUCCGGCUCACUUUAAAAAACGCUUUUGUUUGUUUUUAACUCUUCAAAAAGUGACAAUGAAUGUUUUUGAAAACAUUUUAAAAUGACAUUGUAGAAAACCUUUUUUGCAUGUUGUUGUGUUAGAAUUUGACGAUAUAGUUGUUACGUAGAUGCGAAACAAUAUCGCUUAGCCUCGUUUUCAACUCGCAAUUCCACACUAAAUACCUCGCUUCGUUAACCAAUAAGAAUGCGAGAUUUUACUUAAUUAUGCGAUUCACAUAAAAAGAAGUCAGCAGGUGUCUAAAAUGAUUAGGGGACGCUCGUUUAAAAACACACAGGAGCUAUAAUCAAAACUAUUCUAAAGAAACUUUUUCUUAGUUGCAAGUUAAAAUGGAUAUCUUUAUUUUAUACCUAAUUAUCAUUGGUAGUUAAGGGGCUCACUCAAUCGAAACCUAUCUCAAGCGACCCGAAAAUUAUAAACAAACCAGUUUGACUUGUUUGGACUGUUAAGACUUCCUUUCUACAAGCCCCGAAACUCUAUGCACACGUCUGUCAAAGCUGGUCGCGCACGAUUAGCAAUUUAAUUGAUUAACUUUGGUGUUGAAGUACAUAACAAGUAUCGCCCAGUCCAAUGUUUACUAAACGAGAUGUCGUAACAAAGUUUUCAACAGCACGCGUUUUGCUUUUCAUAACAGACCCAAAAACUAAAGGUUCUUGCUAAGUUUGUUUUUCCAGCCAUCUGUAUUGGGUUAAUAACUCACAUGUAUUACGCUCUGCUAGGAAAAUUCUGAUGACUCAAGCAUAUUUGCAUGCAGCUUAAUGAGUUGAAUUGGCCGAAUUGCUUGAACUCGGACAGCGAUGUUAAUGAAGAAAACGUCAUACAGACUUUUUGCACCGACAACAUAUUAAGACCUAAAAAGUCAUUAAAAUGGCCCGUAAGUCAGUUUCAUCUGGCUCAUUAUAGUUCGACUAAUGUUUGUUUGAAAAAUUAAACAACUUUGCUGAAUCCUUUUCAGGCCUCGUGUGGUACGAUUAAAAACAGAAUUAAUUUUUUUCCUCAAAGUUUUGUAGAAAAAGUUGAUAAAAAUUAAAACAAGAAGAAUUGACAAAGGUCAUUAUCGCACAUCCAUAACAGACAACAAAAUUACCGCAGCCUACACAGUUUCAUGUGUUUGCUGACUGUCAAGACUUCCUUUACUACUGAAAACUCAUUAAAAUGAUCCGUGAGUUUAAGUUUCACCUGUGACAUAACACCUGGCUCAUCAUAGUUUGGUCAGUUAGAUUGAAAAGGUACCGAGACAACUUUGGCCCUCUGAGCUUUUUUUUUACGUUUAGUUAAUAGUUUUUGCACGUUUAUGACUCUAUAAAUUACUGCUGAUCAUUGUUUAUUAAUACGCCACAAAUUGAAGUAUAUAGUUAUGGAACAUGGAUCAUGCAUCAUGCAUCAUUCUUCACCGAAGCAAACUUAAUUGAAAUAGAUGGAUGAAUAAAGCCCUCACUUCCCGGCUCAGAAAUAUGGCACCGACAAAUUUUACCGAAUAUGAAAACAAGAAAACAGUCGAUGAACUGUACUGCUCGGUGGAAUUAAUCAGAGGUGUAGAUGGCGAACUUAUAUUCCUUUCAGCUCUUCAUAUUUUUCUUUCCGUCACUGCACUUCUGGGGAACACUCUGAUCCUAGUUGCCCUACACAAGGAAACUUCACUUCAUCCGCCGUCCAAACUCUUGUAUCGUAACCUGGCGAUAACUGCUCUCUGUGUUGGUAUCAUUUUGGAGCCUUUGUAUGUGACUUACCUUACUUCUGUUGUGAACGAAAGAUGGGAUAUUUGCUAUCACGCAUAUUGGGCACAAACUUUCUUAAGUUAUAUUCUGUGUGCAGUAUCUUUAGUAACAUCGACUGCAAUAAGUGAGGACAGACUCCUCGCCUUGUUACUGGGGCUCAGAUACAGACAAGUUGUAACUUUGAGAAGAACGAGAAUAACUGUGAUUGCUUUAUGGAUUUUGUCCAUCAUUAGUGCCUGCACUAUUUUUUGGAAUCCUCUUAUAUUUGCAUGGUAUCAGCACAUAGGUACAGCUCUGUGUCUAGUCACCACAAUCUUCGCUUACACCAAAAUUUUCCUCACUCUACGUCACAACCAAAUUCAUGUUAACCCUGUUCAGAGCCAUGUUUUUCCAGGACAACCAAGCCAAGCAAUUCCACUUAACAUAGCUCGAUACAGAAAGGCAGUGAACAGUGCACUGUGGAUACAGGUAACAUUGGUUGUUUGUUAUCUGCCGUUUGGUAUAGCGGUCGCUUUGACACCUCAGAGAGGGAUGCCUUUAUCGAGCUACCUUGCUCGAAAUUUUGCGGGUACCAUCGUUUACUUAAACUCAUCCUUAAACCCCUUUCUGUACUGUUGGAAGAUGAGGCAAGUGAGGCAAGCUGUGAAAGAAACACUAAGGCAACUCUUCUGUUGA